AUGUCCUCGUCAGGCUGCUGUCACCUGCCUGGAUCACUGUGUGACUACUCUGGGACUGCAGAAUCCGAAACCUCCAAAGAUUCCGAGGAGUCAGACUCCACCACCCAGGCUCAGUACGUGGCCAAAGUGACUGCUAAGGAUGGACGCCCACUUUCCACUGUAGUCAAGGCCGUCAGUUUGCAGAGCGAUGUUGGCAUGUGUCGGAUCUGCCAUGAGGGAGCUGGAGGGGAGACUCUGCUGUCCCCCUGUGACUGCACCGGAACUCUGGGCAAAGUGCACAAGAGCUGCCUGGAGAAGUGGCUAUCGUCCUCCAACACCAGCUACUGCGAGCUCUGUCACACUGAGUUCACCAUUGAGCGCCGACCACAGCCUCUCACACAGGUACAGGACAUGACCCUGGAAUCACUGGAACUGCGCCUCCAGGCAGAGUGGCUGAAGGACCCAGGUCCACGCAGUGAGAAGCGUACUCUACUUUGUGACAUGGCAUGCUUCCUGCUCAUCACGCCACUCGCAGCCAUCUCUGGCUGGCUGUGUCUGAGAGGAGCUCAGGACCAUCUCCAGCUCAAGAGCAGACUGGAGGCUGUAGGACUCAUCGCACUCACCAUUGCUCUCUUCACCAUUUAUAUCCUCUGGACACUGGUGUCCUUUCGUUAUCACUGUCAGUUGUACUCUGAGUGGCGACGGACCAAUCAGAAGGUGCGCUUGCUUAUGCCCGACAUUAAAGGGGGCCACACCACCCAGCGUUCGAUGCCGACCAAGUCGACCAAGAAAAUGACUGAUGAGACCAUCGUAUGA
This is a messenger RNA of Knipowitschia caucasica, 795 nucleotides long. NCBI's taxonomy places the organism in Eukaryota, Metazoa, Chordata, Actinopteri, Gobiiformes, Gobiidae. The record is from the annotation of a GenBank genome assembly.